AUGAGAUGGACACGAUUAUGUGGCGAAUACGUGUCACUCUCCCUCCCUCCACACCUCCACCUCAUCUUCCCCCUUAUUUCAGAUCUGAAAAAUGAAUCGGAUAUAAAGGAGUUUACUGGCUUUGAGUUCCGACUUGAAGAUCCGGCGUUGAUGAUUCUAGCCGACGAACUGUUCUCUGACGGUAAGCUUGUUCCGCUUCAAUUUCCGGUUAAACAGCCGGAAGUAGCCACGUCAACACCUUAUUCUCGCCGGAUAAUUGACGUUGAUGAUCUGUACUAUUCACCUAGGGCACCGAGGUGUUCGAGCCGGUGGAAAGAGCUUCUCGGAUUCGGAAAGCUUCAUCAAAGCAAUAGCAACACUAUUAAACCAACUGCUAACAAAAGAACGACGUCGUUAGCAUCUUCUCAAUCUCAAAACUGCAGACCCACGCGCCGUCGUUUGAUGGAAGCUACAAUCUGCACAAACUGCUGCUUAUCUGUGGACAGUCCAAGUAGUCCUAGUAGCUUAAUUGGUGGCACUAGAUUUAAGCAUAGAGGAAUGGAGAGAUCAUAUUCUGGUAACGUAAGAAAAACGUCGGUGUUAAACGUUCCAUUGUGA
Molecule: messenger RNA, 597 nt
Organism: Helianthus annuus (common sunflower)
Lineage: Eukaryota; Viridiplantae; Streptophyta; Magnoliopsida; Asterales; Asteraceae
Exons: 2
Coding region: 1-597 (198 amino acids)
Source: RefSeq, a predicted model, not a curated record